AUGACGAUCGAACAGAGCCCUGAAGUCGAAGCUGGCGCUGUCGCAGCUGACAGCAAAGACAUCAAGGCGUUGGAUGAUGAUGGAGUGAUGGUAGUAUCUGCAGGCGACGAGGCUCGCCGGGUGUCUGCCAGUAUCGCCAUCGAUCCCGUGGCGGAAAGACGACUGGUGUGGAAGUUCGACCUCCGCAUCUUGCCGACGCUCGCGGUCAUGUAUCUGUUCAACUCUCUGGACAAGUCGAAUCUCGGGAAUGCGAAAACGGCCGGCCUCGAAAAAGACCUGGGACUCAAAGGACAUGAAUACAACCUGGUUCUCUCCAUCUUUUUCAUCCCCUACGUUCUCACGGCUCCUUUCCUCGGCAUCGCAGGGAAAAAAUUUGGUCCGAGCCGAGUGCUGCCCAUCAUGAUGCUCUGCUUCGGCUUCGUCACCCUGAUGGUGGUUGCGGCAAAGAACUUUGGCGGGAUCCUGGCUCUUCGUUGGUUCCUCGGCAUGUCUGAAUCAGCGUUUUUCCCUCUGGUCAUCUACUACCAGACGACCUUCUACCGACGUGGAGAGCUGGCUCGUCGACUUGCGAUCUUCUACGCCGCUCAGUCCAUCGCGUCGGCCUUUGGUGGGCUUUUAUCCUACGGAGUCUUCCAGAUCAAGUCGGGUAGCCUGGCCAACUGGCGCUACCUCUUCAUCAUCGAGGGGAGCUGCUCGAUGCUCUUUGCUGUUUUCGCCUUCUGGUACCUUCCCUACAACGCACAGAGCGCCAAAUUUCUCACGCCCGAAGAAAAGCAGCUCGCCUUUUACCGGAUCCAGGUGGACUCGUCCUCGGUCGUCGGCGAGAAGUUCAACUUCCGAUCUGCCAUUGGCAUCCUGAAGCACCCGACGAGCUGGAUCAUUCUCGCCAUCGAGGUCUGUCUGGGUGUUCCUCUCCAGUCGGUGUCGCUGUUCUUGCCCGUCAUCGUCAAGCGCCUGGGUUAUUCGACGGUGAAGACCAAUCUGUACACGGUCGCCCCCAACGUGUCCGGUGCAUGCAUGCUGCUCAUCUUGUCGUUUGCUUCGGACCUGACGCGACUGCGGUUCCCGUUUGUCGCUCUGGGCUUCGCGUUCACGUGCAUCGGCUUCAUCAUCUACGCCACCGUCAACGUCACUUCGCAACUGCACGUCGCGUACUUUGCGUGCUUCAUGAUGACCUGGGGCACGAGCGCUCCCAGCGUGAUUUUGGAUGUGUGGUACAACAACAACAUCGCCGACGAGAACAAACGGAUGAUGCUCACGAGUAUCGGUGUACCCGUCGCCAAUCUCAUGGGUGUCGUGUCGAGCAACAUCUUCCAGAACAAGGACGCGCCAAAGUACUUCCCGGCAUUGAUCACGACGGCCGUGUUUGGCGCCUGUGGUUGCUUCUUGACUUUGCUUUUGGGAGCGUGGAUGAUCGUUGACAACAAGAGACGUGACAGGAGGGACGGGAGGACGAUCAAAGCCGUUGACAUCCCCAGUGAGUUACUUGCAGAAGGUCCUGCGAGUGCACAUUAUCGCUGGUUUUAUUGA
This is a messenger RNA of Exophiala spinifera, 1530 nucleotides long. RefSeq lists its product as uncharacterized. Gene Ontology annotation, biological process: transmembrane transport. Gene Ontology annotation, cellular component: membrane. Lineage: Eukaryota; Fungi; Ascomycota; Eurotiomycetes; Chaetothyriales; Herpotrichiellaceae. The transcript has a single exon. Bases 1 to 1530 code for a protein of 509 amino acids. The record is from RefSeq and is a predicted model, not a curated record. Gene Ontology annotation, molecular function: transmembrane transporter activity.